Molecule: messenger RNA, 2604 nt
Organism: Exophiala mesophila
Lineage: Eukaryota; Fungi; Ascomycota; Eurotiomycetes; Chaetothyriales; Herpotrichiellaceae
Exons: 2
Coding region: 432-2270 (612 amino acids)
Biological process (GO): positive regulation of ubiquitin protein ligase activity; positive regulation of anaphase-promoting complex-dependent catabolic process; anaphase-promoting complex-dependent catabolic process
Cellular component (GO): anaphase-promoting complex
Molecular function (GO): ubiquitin ligase activator activity; anaphase-promoting complex binding; protein binding
Source: RefSeq, a predicted model, not a curated record
CUUCUCUACCACCAUCCUCUCCUCCAAAGAACCCUCUACCUUACAUCUUAGUUGCAUUGCAUAGCAUAGCAUACAGUCCAUUAGAUCCUACUCGCAUCCUCGCUUGUUUGAUCGCCCCUUCGAUUGCAUUGCCUGCUUUGCACUCCAACUCGGCCUCGAUCGGUUACACAAUCAUCCAACAAUCUUCAGGAACACCACAGAGAAACAUACUAACCCCUGCUAUCACCAUAGCUUCUUCUCAGGAUCCAUUCAGUUGAGAAUCUUGAGACAUCACUGAAUUGCUGGACCCAAGCACAGACUUUUGUCGACAAGUUCUGAUUGCUUUAAUCGACCAACCCACUAACCCCCGAGAUCUUGAUUGAUUCUCGGAUCACAGACUCCGAUCGAAACAUUGAUUUGUCCUUUCGAUCAACAUUUACACAUAGCCUACCAUGGCCACCACAUCAGUAUCAACUCCCCUCAAGAGCCAUCAUGGCAUUUUCUCCACAAAGACUGCAGGCGGACGCAUGCCUCUAACUCCAUCACGGAGAGCGAGGACCGCCAGCGCCGCUACCAAAAUCUCAUCCACAUCUCCAUGCACUCCCCCCCGAAAGGACCAAUCGAUUCACAAGUCCGAUCCCUCAACCUUCUUCUCACGAUCCAUCUCACGAUCGGUAUCGAAGUUUGCCUAUGCCAACUCUCCCAAGUCAAACAUUGCACGCUCAAGAAACUCGCCCAAGGGCUUGGAAUUGGGUGUGUCGGACUGGACUCUGACUGGAACCGGUCCUGCAGUGUCAGGCACUCCUCUAAGAGAGAGAUCGAAGAAAGAGGGUCCUCUGAGAUCAAGACCAGGCAAGACCACAAUCCGACUGCCCCAUAACACAGCCGACCGUUUCAUUCCCAGCCGUACCGCAAGUGCAGGACUGGCCACCGCUGGUUCGGGCAAAUCAGAUGAGAACACUCGCCCCCGGACCGCCGGUCAGGAUGGUUCUACUGUCCUCGCCAAUGCUGCCAGUGCUUUUGACAUCUCGGCGCGAGGUGCCGACUCAGACAUUACCACCGCCUUGGAGGGACUUGGGCUCGAUGACAACACAACAUCAACCUACGGCAGGGCCGAUCCUGAUUCCGUCGCAUACGAAUCCUCCCUUGCAUCAGCUUGCGGCAUUUCCACCACUCAGCGCAUUCUGGAAUUCAAGCCAGCUCCCCCAGAAUCUUCCAAGCCCAUCGACCUUCGGUCACAAUACAAUCGACCCCUCAAGCAAGCGAGUGCUCAGUCUGCUCAGUUCCGCCGACGCGUCCAAUCCGCUCCUGAACGCGUCUUGGAUGCACCCGAUAUUGCUGACGACUACUACCUCAAUCUUCUUGACUGGGGCUCGGGUAACCAAGUGGCCAUUGGCCUCAAGCGUAAUGUCUACGUCUGGUCUGCAGAGUCUGGCACCGUCAGUUGCCUGCUGGAGACGUCACCAGACACCUAUGUCAGCAGCGUCAAGUGGUCCGGAGAUGGAGCUUAUGUUGGAGUCGGCCUUGGAACGGGCGAAGUCCAGAUUUGGGACGUGGAAGAAGGCACCAAGCUGAGAAGCAUGUUCGGCCACGACACUCGCGUGGGCGUGAUGGGCUGGAACAAGCAUACCUUGUCGACAGGUGCCCGAAGCGGCCUUGUCUUCAACCACGACGUCCGUGUCCAGGACCACAAAAUCGCCGAGCUGGUAUCUCACACCUCGGAAGUCUGCGGCCUCGAAUGGCGGUCAGAUGGAGCUCAGCUCGCUACCGGCGGAAAUGACAACCUGGUCUCCAUCUGGGACGCCCGGUCUCUUGCAGCUCCCAAAUUCGCCAAGAAGAACCACCGAGCGGCUGUCAAGGCCCUUAGUUGGUGCCCCUGGCAAUUGAACCUGUUGGCGACCGGAGGCGGAUACAACGACCGACAUAUUCACUUUUGGAACACGACAACUGGCGCUCGCGUCAACAGUGUGGAUACGGGAUCACAGGUGACGAGUCUGAAAUGGAGCAAUCACUACCGCGAGCUUGUCAGCUCCGGAGGAUUCCCAGACAAUUCAUUGACCAUCUGGAGCUAUCCAACCCUCGUCCGCAAUGUUGAAAUUCCCGCUCAUGAGAGCCGGGUGCUCCACAGCUGCUUGAGCCCCGACGGACAGAUGCUUGCAACCGCAGCUGCUGACGAAAGCUUGAAAUUCUGGAAGGUGUUUGAGCGCAAGGCCGGCAUCAGCGCGGCUGCAUCCCGGGAAGGCGGCGUGGGUAAGAACGGGCAGAUGGCAAAGCAGAUGACCAUUCGAUGAUGCUGGUCGGAAUACGAGCCGUUCGAGACUAGCGAUUUCUUGGUCGCAAGCAAGGCGUUUGGUUGUGCAAUGAGCCCGGUAUUCAUGAUGACAUUUUGUGAACGGACGGAUGAAUGACCAAGACUGUUGACUUGAUGUACACUGGGAGGGCAGUGACGUUUGAUGGCUAUGCUGGCUGCUAGUUGAUACAGUCAACAUUGUAUGUGUAAUUAAUUUGAUGAUCUAUUAAUGAUCCAUUAAUGAUCCAUCCAUCUGCCCUGUUGUGUGUGUAGUGUGUAUGCUUGCUGUGAAUCUUGUAUCUCGCCGACAGCCAGGCAGGUGCCUGCCAACUUGA